Molecule: messenger RNA, 1368 nt
Organism: Plasmopara halstedii
Lineage: Eukaryota; Oomycota; Peronosporomycetes; Peronosporales; Peronosporaceae
Product: Ubinuclein/Yemanuclein
Exons: 6
Coding region: 1-1368 (455 amino acids)
Source: RefSeq, a predicted model, not a curated record
AUGGCGACAACGGAAUUCACAGAGUCAAAGCCGCGGCAAUUAUUCCACGUCUCCCUUCACAGCUCAUGUCCAGCAGAAAUCAAUUUCAAGCAACUUGUUCUCGAGAGUGCACGUCAAUUGGAAUCUUCUGAACUCACUACUCCAUCAAUAAAUGCAGCUAAUAGUGUCCCACAAUUAGCCUGGAAUUCAGCGCCAGCAUUACGUCCACAACGUUUUAAUAUUAUUGAGCACUUGGAAAAGCGCUACGGGGGUGGCGCUGUAUUAAAUGAUGGAGAUGGAAAUGAUGUGGGUGGUUUGGACCGACGUGACGAUGAUGAUUUAUACGACUCGGAAGAUUCUUUUAUUGACGAUGAGGAAUUGCAGCAAAAUAUUGAGGAUGCAAAAGAACAGACUCGAAUUAAAACAAAGCACUCGGGCUUUUUUGUAAAUGCUGGAGACGAAAUUGAGACAUUUGAGAGGGAAGCGGAUGAAUUUGUUGACGGACGAGGCAAGAAACGCGCGGUGGAUGGUGCAUUAAGAUCGUUUCUGACUGAGCUUCCGGAUGGAGCUAGUGACUGGCAACCAAAUGUAGAGAUUGUGAAUAAACUCGAGGUGCUGAGGACAGCAGUUCAGGAGUUGGCAGGCGUAGCUUCGAUUCCAAAGGUUUUUCCAAGGUCGCUCGAUGAACCUCUACGUGCUGUAGAUAAAUUGGUUGUGGAAGCUCACCCGAACAAAUGGCGUGUAACGGGAUAUUUCGCGACAUUGAUGACAUUCUUGCCGUAUACGAAGCAGUAUUUGAAAUCGAAUAUGUUGCGUUUGGAAGCGCGCGAUGUCGCACGAAACGAAAAGGAGAAGUUGGAUGCCGCGUUUGAUACGUUAGCCCAGUUUGUUAGUACAUAUGAAAAGCGAGCGACUAUUGAGCCUAUUGAUGUGAUCAAAACAGACAUUGCAAAAGAUACAGAGCUUGGGACAAUGCUACAUGCAAUAAUUGAGCUUCAAGAAGAGUGGGUAGCAAGAGAAAAUGAAUACAGACAAAUGCUGAAGACGGAAGACAAAAAACACAUGAAAGAAUCUGAAUACAAGGCACUUAAUCAGCGCCAGGAACGGAAUCGAAUGUUCCACCGGGUCCUUGCUUUAUUUACACCAGGCGCAACCGACUUGCAGACACUACGGGCUUUAAACAAAGUAGCUAAGAGUAAAGCAUCUAAAAAGCCUCCACAGCCAAAAGUUUUAGUCAAAGGCGCCACUGCAGCAGCAAAGAAGAAAGUUAAUGAACCAGGCACUGUGGGAAGUGUCCCUGCUAAACGGUCAAUCAAACCUUUCAAAUCGCGGAUGAUGGAUGAGGCGCCACGUUUUGUCGAAGACGACUUUGAAGAAGUAGAACAGUAA